This is a messenger RNA of Olea europaea var. sylvestris, 943 nucleotides long. RefSeq names its product ethylene-responsive transcription factor ERF023-like. Gene Ontology annotation, molecular function: DNA binding; DNA-binding transcription factor activity. The transcript has a single exon. NCBI's taxonomy places the organism in Eukaryota, Viridiplantae, Streptophyta, Magnoliopsida, Lamiales, Oleaceae. The record is from RefSeq and is a predicted model, not a curated record. The coding region runs from base 74 to 646 and encodes 190 amino acids. Gene Ontology annotation, biological process: regulation of DNA-templated transcription.
CAUAAAAUUUUGGUAGGUCCAAUAUGGACAUAAAUAUUUAAGUAUCAUACCCAAAAGCCAACUCUUUUGUAUAAUGGAGCAACCACCACCAUGCCAUGAACAUGAAAUAACACCAUCUCUUCACAGCUCCACCACUUUCACCACCACCUCCGCCGUGGAAAAAUGCACUAAACAAAGUAGCGGAACUCGGCAUCCAGUCUACCAUGGUGUUCGUAGAAGAAGGUGGGGGAAAUGGGUGUCCGAAAUUCGAGAACCGCGUAAAAAAACUCGAAUAUGGCUAGGUUCCUUCCCAGCUCCAGAAAUGGCAGCUAGGGCAUAUGAUGUAGCUGCAUAUUGUCUUAAAGGACACAAGGCUCAACUCAACUUUCCCAAUGAAAUUGAGCACUUGCCCCGACCCUUGACUAGCACGACCAAGGAUAUUCAAGCCGCCGCGACAUUAGCGGCCAAGAUGGUGGCGGAAAAAGUUGAAGUUUUGCAUGACGGCAGAGGAGAUGAUUUCUGGGCUGAGAUAGAGCUGCCAGAGCUGAUAGAACAUAAUGGGACAGAUACUUAUGGUGGCUAUUUAUCAGAGGUAUGGUGUUGGAAUUCUUCCUCAGAGGUUUUCCCCGGCUGCGCCACCUCCAUUAACUGCGAAGAAAUAUUGUAAUACUACCAUAUCUAUAAUUCAUAAUAUACAUAUAAAUAAAAUGCAUAGAUAUAUAGAAAAUGAUUUCUCAAGCACUAGACAUUGAUGACAUGAUUCACCAAGUAAUUGAUGUGUUAUGUCAUUGGUACUUAGAAUAUCAUUUCUAAAUAUACAUAUACAUAUAUAGUUAUGUUAAAAAGUAAUAAAUUUUUUGCAGCUGAGUGCAUAAUGUUUCGAGUAAUUGAAUGCUAGUAAACUCCCUUUUUAUUUUUAUACACAUGUGUCGUAUUUACCGAAUACAAAUAAAUAUAUCAUUCA